GUUCAAUCUCACUUGGCAUGAUAUUUCCAUUUUAAUUUUAUAUUUCAAGAAAUUAAAAAUCUAUAAAGAUCACCCAUUCUUCUUUCUCGUUUUCUCGUCUUAAACUCACCAUCUCCCUUACAACUUACAAGCCAUGUCGGCCUUCGUCGGAAAGUAUGCCGAUGAGUUGAUUAAGAAUGCCAAGUACAUCGCCACACCAGGCAAGGGUAUAUUAGCGGCUGACGAGAGCACCGGAACCAUUGGAAAGCGUCUCUCGAGCAUCAACGUUGAGAACAUCGAGUCGAACCGCCAAGCUCUUCGUGAACUGCUGUUCACCGCACCAAACGCGCUACCUUACCUCUCGGGUGUCAUUCUUUUUGAAGAAACCCUAUAUCAAAAAACUGCUGAUGGGAAACCUUUUGUUGAUGUCCUCCUAGAGGCCAAUGUCCUUCCGGGUAUUAAGGUUGAUAAGGGUGUGGUUGACCUUGCUGGCACCAACGGUGAGACCACCACUCAAGGGUUUGACGGGCUUGGUGCCCGUUGUGCAGCCUUUUACAAGGCUGGUGCACGGUUCGCCAAGUGGCGAGCUGUGCUUAAGAUUGGAGCGACUGAACCCUCUGAGCUUUCUAUCCAACAGAACGCUCAGGGGUUGGCUCGCUACGCAAUCAUUUGUCAAGAGAAUGGGCUUGUGCCCAUAGUUGAGCCAGAGAUAUUGACCGAUGGGAGCCAUGAUAUCAAGAAAUGUGCUUAUGCAUCCGAGAUGGUGUUGGCUGCGGUUUACAAAGCGCUCAACGAGCAACAUGUGCUUCUUGAAGGAACCCUCUUGAAACCGAAUAUGGUGACACCCGGAUCUGAUAGCCCUAAGGUGACACCAGAAGAGAUUGCUGAAUAUACUGUGACAACACUACGUAGGACAGUGCCAGCAGCGGUACCAGGAGUCGUGUUUUUGUCGGGUGGGCAAAGCGAGGAAGAGGCGACAGUGAACCUGAACGCGAUGAACAAGCUGGAUGUGUUGAAACCGUGGACACUAUCAUUCUCGUUUGGACGCGCAUUGCAAGCAAGCACCCUGAAGAUAUGGGGCGGUAAGAAGGAGAACGUGGCAGCGGCGCAAGCCAACUUCUUGGCGAGGUGCAAAGCUAACUCCGAGGCGACUCUCGGAAAAUACGGUGGAGAUGGUGCCGGUGGUUUAGCCUCCGAGAGCUUGUAUGUGAAAGGAUACAAAUACUAACUAAGCUACCCAAGAAGUAGUGAAAAUAAAUGUGGCAUGCUAUCGUGUUAAGUGCAUUAUAUGUUCAUAUCCUUACAUUACGAUUCAUACUUUGUAACUUCACUCCUCUCCCUUUAUGUAUUUAUAUAAUGAUCUUUAUUCAUA
Helianthus annuus (common sunflower) is the source of this 1351-nucleotide messenger RNA. Its product is annotated as fructose-bisphosphate aldolase, cytoplasmic isozyme 1. NCBI's taxonomy places the organism in Eukaryota, Viridiplantae, Streptophyta, Magnoliopsida, Asterales, Asteraceae. The record is from RefSeq and is a predicted model, not a curated record. Gene Ontology annotation, biological process: fructose 1,6-bisphosphate metabolic process; glycolytic process. The transcript is spliced from 3 exons. The coding region runs from base 134 to 1207 and encodes 357 amino acids. Gene Ontology annotation, cellular component: cytosol. Gene Ontology annotation, molecular function: fructose-bisphosphate aldolase activity.